GUCACCGGCUUGUAAACGCUAGUCGAUUUCACAAGUUGACCGAUUAAAGCAGUACAUAUCGGAUGUGAAGGACAUUUAAAAGCAAGUGAAGAAGCAUGGGCGACAUUAAGCAGUUCCUGUACGCGUGGUGUGGUAAACAAAAAGUGACGCCAAACUAUGACAUACGACCUGCAGGAUCCAAACAAAGACAGCGUUUCAUGUGUGAGGUCAGAAUAGAUGGCCAUAGUUAUGUUGGCUGUGGAAAUUCCACCAACAAAAAGGAUGCCCAGGCCAACGCUGCUAGAGAUUUUGUCCAGUAUUUGGUUCGGAGUGGAUUGGUCAACCAAAGUGAAGUGCCAUCAGCAACAGCAGAUCUCGGAGGAGCAGGUGGGAUGCCCCCUGGUGGAGGGGAUGGAAAUGGGGGAGAACCAGGAGGACUAAGUUUGUUGCCAUCCGGUGUGGCUCCCCCUCCACACAUAGGAUUAGGUUUGACCCAGGAGACGUAUGGUGCUGCCCCUAGUGGUGUGGGGGAGAACCAGGUGGCACAGUACCAGAGAGGACCACCGACAUCUUACAUGGACAGGCUGGCUGAGAAGAGAAGGGUGGAAGAAUCUGAAGAUGUUGACCUGAAUGCUGAUAUCCAUGGUAACUGGACAUUAGAGAAUGCCAAGAGUCGUCUGCACCAGUAUCUGCAGAUGAACAAAAUUCAGACAGACUACAAGUAUAGCAUGGUUGGUCCAGAUCACAACAGGAGUUUCAUUGCUGAAAUGACCUUCUUCUGCAAGCAGCUUAGAAGAAAUCUGUAUGGCAGAGAACAUGGCUCUAACAAGCAGGUGGCCUCCAAGUCCUGUGCCCUGUCUCUAGUAAGACAGAUGUACCAUCUGAAGGUGAUAGAACCCUACACAGGACAGACCAAAAAGAAGGAGGGGGACCAGAUUCCACCCUACAAUGUGGCAAUCUCCCCAGAGGUUGAACAACAGCUGACAUCCUUGUUAGAGGCAUUGCAGAUCCAGGUUGUUUCUGAGCCCCAGGAUCCCACCCAGUCUGUCAGCCUGAUAGUGAACCAGAAACUAGAGGAAUUUGAAGACUCCAGGAAGAGUAUGGAGGGCAUAGUGUCCUGGUCUCCCCCUCAGCAGAACUGGAACCCAUGGACAGCAUGUAAUAUAGAUGAGGGUCCUCUGGCCUUUGCCACAAUGGAGCAAAUAGGAUCUGAUUUACUGAGUGGUAUGGAGCAGCAGAGGAAAAUGGACCAAGGUCUCCAGGAGAUGAUGAGAGAGAGAGGAGAACUGCCUGUCCAUUCAUACAAGGAGGAAAUAUUAAGAACAAUUCAUCGUAGUCCUGUGACUUUAAUAAGAGGAGCAACUGGAUGUGGUAAGACCACCCAGAUGAUGAGAGAGAGAGGAGAACUGCCUGUCCAUUCAUACAAGGAGGAAAUAUUAAGAACAAUUCAUCGUAGUCCUGUGACUUUAAUAAGAGGAGCCACUGGAUGUGGUAAGACCACCCAGGUUCCGCAGUUCAUCAUUGGUGAGUUUAUAGAGGCAGGUAGAGGAUCUCAGUGCAAUGCUGUGAUUACACAACAAAGUAAAGAAUAA
Messenger RNA from Lingula anatina, 1571 nucleotides. Its product is annotated as ATP-dependent RNA helicase A protein. The record is from RefSeq and is a predicted model, not a curated record. Gene Ontology annotation, molecular function: RNA helicase activity; double-stranded RNA binding; ATP hydrolysis activity. Lineage: Eukaryota; Metazoa; Brachiopoda; Lingulata; Lingulida; Lingulidae. Gene Ontology annotation, biological process: regulation of mRNA processing; positive regulation of transcription by RNA polymerase II. Gene Ontology annotation, cellular component: nucleolus; intracellular anatomical structure; ribonucleoprotein complex.